CAGUCCCGGCCCGGCGCCCGCGGCGGCCCCGCUGCGGCCCGAGCGGCCUGGCUGCGGGAUCUGUGCGCAGCCAUGGCACGACCGCCCCGGCAGCGCCCGGGGGCCUGGGUGCCGCUGCUCUUGCUGCUGCUGGCCGGGCCCGGCGCCUGCGCCGCCAGCCCCGCAGACGACGGCGCGGGCCCCGGGGGCCGGGGACCCCGGGGCCGCGUGCGGGGGGACGCGGGCGCCGACGAGGCGGUGCCGCGCCACGACUCUUCCUACGGCACGUUCGCCGGGGAGUUCUACGACCUGCGCUACCUGUCGGAGGAGGGUUACCCUUUCCCUACUGCUCCUCCUGUGGAUCCAUUUGCCAAAAUCAAAGUGGAUGACUGUGGAAAAACUAAGGGAUGCUUUAGAUACGGCAAGCCAGGCUGUAAUGCGGAGACGUGUGACUAUUUCCUUAGCUACCGGAUGAUCGGGGCCGACGUGGAAUUUGAGCUGAGCGCUGACACAGAUGGCUGGGUAGCAGUUGGAUUCUCUUCAGACAAGAAAAUGGGUGGUGAUGACGUCAUGGCCUGUGUCCACGAUGACAAUGGGAGGGUCCGCAUACAGCACUUUUAUAAUGUAGGCCAGUGGGCAAAGGAGAUCCAGAGAAAUCCUGCCAGAGAUGAAGAAGGAGUCUUUGAGAACAAUCGGGUCACCUGCAGAUUUAAACGCCCCGUGAACGUUCCCAGAGAUGAGACAAUUGUCGAUCUGCAUUUGAGUUGGUAUUAUCUGUUUGCCUGGGGUCCAGCCAUUCAGGGCUCUAUCACCCGACACGACAUAGACUCACCACCGACUUCAGAGCGUGUUGUCAGUAUUUACAAGUAUGAAGACAUUUUUAUGCCAUCAGCUGCCUAUCAGACCUUCUCCUCUCCAUUUUGUUUGCUUCUCAUUGUUGCCCUGACCUUCUACUUAUUGAUGGGAACCCCUUAAACACAGCUGCAAAGCCAACAUAUUAAAUGGAUUAGAAAGUCUUUAGUAUAAAUAUAUUUUUUAAGAAUAUGCAGUAUAAUUUUAGCUUUUCUUAUUUAAAAAAAGACUCCUAUGAUUUCAGUUUUUGGAAGAAAGAGCAAGCUGCUUUUCUAAUCAAAGAGGAUUGUUUAAUAUUGAUCCCAUACUUUUGGAAAGUACUUAAAAAUUUUUCUAAGCACUUUCAAAUGUGUUUUCUUAUUUGAGCUUCAAAACAUCUCUGAGUUGGCUUGUUGAAAAUUGUCAGUACCAUCUUACUGAAUGGGAUUUGAGGUCGAGGAAAGCUGCCUUUUUUGGUGACCCACAUACCAUGUGGCCUUGGCUACUUGGUCAGAUAACACAUAACAAGGUAGAGAAAGAGCUAGGCAUACAGCUUCUAAACAACCUUUAUUCUUCCAACUACAGCUCAGGAGAGUUACUUGGGACAUUACUAAAGAGAACAUUACUGGAUGGCCCUAGUUCACAAUCAACCUUUUAGGCAGAAGAAGUUUCAAAUUUCCAUAAAUGCAUUUGGAUAUUUACACAGCUGAUGGGGAGAAUGGGAAAGAUUAUAAUGAUAAGAAAAUGGUCCAUACUUAGAGGAAAUUUCUUCUCAGUCAGUGAGUAGUUAUGAGAAAAUAUUUUUUUAUUGCUGUUUGGAAAGGUUAGGAAUGGAACUGUGAGUGUUCCUGAAGAUGUAAAACUAUAUUAAUGAUAAAAAAAAGAAAAAAGGGCAUUGUUAGCGGUUAGAAUUUGGACUCUUCUCUCACUGUAUUUUAUAAAUUAAACGAUUCAUGUGUUGUUACAGCUAAAUCCGUUGUCAGAGUCGACAUCCACGGAGUAUGAUUAAAUAUGUAUUAUAAUAGACAAGUCCUCUUAAUAAAAAUUUAAGGCAUUUUGAAAAUAAACAUUUUUGGAGAUUGUGGAGAUUUGGAGUAGAAACUUUUUAAAGAUGACAUUUCUUUUUUAAAUCAGAAAAUGGGAGAUGACCCCUAGAGUGAAUUCACCUAGAGUUUCCGUUCAACAUGUUGGGACUUGUAAACUGGAUCAGCAAUCAGCAGUACUUAUCAUAAUGCCUUGACUUAAUGCAUCCCCUUUUUUCAAAGGAACCCAAAUGUUCCUUUGUUCCAAAUGUCUGUGCUAACAGCCCAUUCAGAGGAAAAGAGUCUAUGGGUGUCAUUGAGUUGCUGAUGGAUUUCCACUGGAGAGUUUCGCAGUCCUCUGGCUUGGCCCCAUCAUUGCUAUAGAGCUGGAUUUGUGGAUUUUGUGAUUAAACAAGACUGGAGAUUGAUUUCUAAUGCCAUCCUUGAAAUUCACCGUCAGGGUGAAAGUCCACCUGGGGAGUAGGGGGAGAACUUUUAAAUUCUGGAACUGUACAAAAAUAAGGAAAACAUUGUGAUUCUGUGACACACAGUCUACCAAGUGAUGUAGGAGAAAUAAUCCUCAUUGCAGAGGGAGAGAGGUUAAAUGACGUUAGGUGAGCAAAAGAACUGGGUAGGAUUCAAACUCAGGUCAUCUGGUUCAAGUCUGUGGCUCCACCUCGCUGCCAUGGCCUUGGAACUGAGCCCUCCAGUCCCGGCUGAGGGUGGCCUUUGCACACCUUCUGAGCUAUCAUGCUUGUUCAGUAGUGAGGAUACAGCAUAUGCAGGCACCCACUUUGUAAAUAAGAAGGCAAAUAUUUUUAUACUUCACUCUCUGAUGUAUAUGGUAUUUCAGCUAUAAAUAGGUUAAGACUAAAGAAAGACGGGCUAGCCUCUGUAGCAGGCAGGGAAGGAACACAUUAAUGGAUUUUCCCUCUGCUUGCGUUUCAGGUCAAGCUAUUUAUUUCACAAAUUGUUUCCACUUUGAUGACCAGUCUUGCAUAUUCGUGCUUAGAACUUUCUCUGACUUCUUACUGCCAUUAGGGUAAAAUGCAAUCCAUUUUGAUUACCUCCCAAAUCAUCUUUUUUUUUUUUUUUUUUAAGAUUUUAUUUAUUUGACAGAGAGAUACACAGAGAGAGAGGGAACACAAGCAGGGGGAGUGGGAGAGGGAGAAGCAGGCUUCCCGCUGAGCAGGGAGCCCGAUGCGGGGCUCGAUCCCAGGACCCUGGGAUCAUGACCUAACCUGAAGGCAGAUGCUUAACGACUGAGCCACCCAGGCGCCCCUCUCCCAAAUCAUCUUUUGCCACCACUCCUCACUUGCCAUGUCCACGCAAGGCAGCUGCUCUCAACUCUCCUCUCAUGGUGUUGCCUGUGCCCAGACGUCUCCCACUUCCUGUGCUUGCUGAUCUACUUACUUUUCAGGUCACAGCUUCGGUAUUUGUUCCUCCAGUCCCCUGGACUAGAUAGGUUUAAGUCCCCACCUCAUGCUCCCACAGCACACUGGGCUUCUCCAUCCAGCUGUCCAUCACUCUUUACUGCAAUUCCUUGCUCGUCCUCCCUUGCUCGCUCCCCGAUGCAGGGACCAUUUCUUGCUACUCGUGGUUGUAACAAGACACCGCCACACCGUGGGCGCUCAGCAAACACUUGUUGGACAGAAAAAUGUAGAUGAAACUGUACUUCUGUGGCAAGUUUGUUUGGUUCAGGGGCUUGUAUUUCAUAUGCAAUGCCAGACUGACCAGCAUUUUUAUAUUCUUCCACCUGUGAUCAAACCAUAAACCGUUUCUUUAGCAAACACUGAACUUUUGAAACAGAUAGAAAGUCGGUUCUGUCUUGCCCUGUGGUGAACCUAAAUUGAUAUUCUGAACAAUAAUUAUUGUUUGCAAAUAAGAACUAACAGACCAGGAAUGCAGAACAGCAUUUGACUCAUUCCAGAGGACCGUUAGUUUAUAGGCACACUGAAAUUAAAAUUCUGUAGACUUCAACUUCGUUUAUUUUUACCUAAUAUGAGAAUAAAUUUCUGUUUUAUCUCUGUAUUCCUAUUUUCCAACAUAGUACUUGUCACUGGGGAGAUGCCUAACCAACAUUAUUUUUUUCCUAAAAUGCCCGAGUAGAACCAUAAUAACAGCUAAAUGUGUUUAGUGCUGUUCUAAGCACCUUAUGUGGAUUAACCCAUUUAAUUCUCACAAUCCCCACAGGAAGUAGAUUCUAUUGUUAAUCCAAUUUUACAGAUGAAGAAACUGAGGCUAGUCAUUUGGCAUAAAUGACCAGUGCUGGCCAUUUAAUCUAAUGCCCUUACUUGACAAAGGGGCAGCUGAGGCCUAGGAAUGUGAAAGGACUUCCUACACAUUCGUGUCUUUAUGCACACUCAUUAAGGUGUUUGUUAAAUGGAACCCACCAUGCACACUCAAAUUAGGUAGGUGCUUUCUCCCCCUUUACUGAUUAACAAUAAAUAGGAGGACUUUUAUAGUUCUGUUUGGGGAAAGAGGUACAUUUCCCUUUCUAUAACUUUCUUCUCAAAAACAUUUAGAAUCUUUAUCAGGUAUGUAGUGCUUUUAAUAGGGUUUUUUUUUUUUAAUUUUUUUAAUUUUUUUUUAUUUUUUUUAAAGAUUUUAUUUAUUUAUUUGCGAGAGAGAGAAUGAGAGACAGAGAGCAUGAGAGGGAGGAGGGUCAGAGGGCAAAGCAGACUCCCUGCUGAGCAGGGAGCCCGAUGUGGGACUCGAUUCCGGGACUCCAGGAUCAUGACCUGAGCCGAAGGCAGUCGCUUAACCAACUGAGCCACCCAGGCGCCCUAAUAGGUUUUUUUUUUUUUUAAAUACAGAUUGGACAAUACUAGAAGAAUGUAUUUGUCUUAGUUAAUUUUUAAAAGUGAUUUGCCUAAAACCCCAGGUCUUCUCAUUUAGAAUCCAAUGCCCUCUUAUUGCCCCACUGUAGUCUCCAAGCUGAAUUUAUAACCAUGAUUUCAGACAAAAUGCAGGAGCCAUAUUUAAUGAUCUUAAGUUGGCUUUUGACAUUAAGGACACCGGAAAGUUCGGACAACUCAGGGAUGGAUUUUUCACCCCAGACGGUUUUUACUACAAUUUCUGUAAUUAAGUUUACUGUCUAUAUUCUGGAUUUUGUGCUUCCAAGAUAUUGCCACUGAGGUUGUGUGUCAUUCUCAGGCCUAGCCUGGGGUCCGCAAACUUUCUGUAAAGGGCCAGAUGGUAGAGAAUUUUAGGCUCUGUGGUCUCUGUUUCAGCUGCUCAGCUCUGUUGCAGUAAAUUCAGAACUGGGUAAGCAGCAGUUUUAAUUUCUCUAAGCUGUGGCCAUCAUGAAUGACUUUCACUAUUGAAUUGCUCUUGUGGGGAUUAUAGUGUUUCAGAGUAAUUUAUUUCUCUGUAGAUUUCUUUUUAAGCAUUAUCUAAAUCUGUUAUGCCCAGGGGAGAGUUUUAAUACACACAACUAUGGCAUCUCCCUCAUGUAUCCUCAUGGAAAAAUAUUUGAGAACUCCUUCACUAGGCCAGAUGCUGAGAUGUGUAUACUUCGUUGUAUAUAAUUGUAGUGUAUAUCCUUGUUCUCUAAACAGAACUGAUUAUGUUUAGUGGACAGUUUGAUUAUUCUCAGUAUGUGUGUGUAUAUACUUGUACAUACAUGGCGAGGUCUGUGUGUGUUUGUACAUAGACGCCAUGCCCCUGUGAAGGUCUUUGUCAGGAUUGUUUCUGUUCCUGAUCCCUUGAAUACUCGAAAACCCAAGAGAUUCAACAUUGUGCAUAUUACAGGCAAAACUACCUUUGAGUUUAUAGGAAUUUAGUUUGUAGAAAGGAUUCCUUUAUUAAGCCUUGCCUCCUCCACUCAACAUGAUAUGAAUUGUUAAGAAUGUAUAAAGUAUCACUGUUGAGUUUGACUUGUCUAUACUUUUAGUUAAGAAACUAAGGCUAAUGUUAAUUAAGUAGAUGGCAUGUUGAUAGAACCUAUUCGUAUUUUGUAUUUAGAUUCCUUAUUCAGAUACUCUGUUAUUUAGUUACAGGUUGGACUUCCUUGUUUUUAUAUUUAAUAAACAACCUGAUAUAAGUUCCUUUUCACAAAAAUAGUGACUAUGCUAGUGUGAUUUUAAGUAUGUCUGGAGACGGAACAUUGAAGUGAAUCAUCAAGCUCAUUGAGAUUUUUCACUUAAGAUGUACUGAUGCUUGUUAUUAGGCAAAUAGCUGUUCCGUUCCAUCCUUCCGGAGGGUAAGUGACUCUCUAGGGUGACUCUCUGUGGUGGUUGUGGCGUUCACCUAGGUCACUAGAGUUACCACUUCAGCACGUACAAUGUCCCGGCCACCUGGAUGAGUGAAUGCAGCUUCUCCACAUGCCUUAUUCCCACAGACACACUGAUGCUGGGACAAUCUGGCUCCAGGAGUAUUAAUAUACUUUUUUGAGACUGUCUACAAAAUACUAUUUUGUAAAAACUAUGCCUUUAAAUAGACACCGAUGGGUUAUAUUUGUUUUAUAAUAAUUGUGUACCUAAUGUUCAAUUGCAAUUGAUUUUGAGAUUUAUGUAUAUUUAUAAGCCUGUCCUAUGUGAAUUUUUACUCUAAGAUGUGAUACCUUACUAAUAAAGACAUGGAUUUCUAUUUA
This is a messenger RNA of Mirounga angustirostris (Northern elephant seal), 6426 nucleotides long. It is a transcript of the gene FRRS1L, whose product is annotated as ferric chelate reductase 1 like. The record is from RefSeq and is a predicted model, not a curated record. Gene Ontology annotation, biological process: regulation of glutamate receptor signaling pathway; regulation of postsynaptic membrane neurotransmitter receptor levels. Lineage: Eukaryota; Metazoa; Chordata; Mammalia; Carnivora; Phocidae. The coding region runs from base 73 to 954 and encodes 293 amino acids. The transcript is spliced from 5 exons.